Bicyclus anynana (squinting bush brown) is the source of this 1347-nucleotide messenger RNA. RefSeq lists its product as uncharacterized. NCBI's taxonomy places the organism in Eukaryota, Metazoa, Arthropoda, Insecta, Lepidoptera, Nymphalidae. The transcript is spliced from 4 exons. Bases 123 to 1160 code for a protein of 345 amino acids. The record is from RefSeq and is a predicted model, not a curated record.
UACGAGCUACGUCGCCUACGUCGCGCAGUAGACGCGUGCCGUCGAGUGCGUCCCAUUGUCUAUUGAUAAAUCGUGAAUUGAUAAAUUUGUUUUUAUCAAACUGGAAUUGGCCGCGUAAAAAGAUGGCGGGAACAUCGUUUAUUAGUUGGACAUCGAGAUUGCUUCUGCUAAGUUUUCCGACCUUUAUUAUGCUCAGUGCAGCCGUAGUGACCGAGGAGACGAGACAAUGUUACUGGUGCGGUCCCCUAGCAGAGCAAGUGCAUCGCAGUCGCCGUGCUCCGGCGUGCGACGUGCCCGGCAGCCACGUGACGUCAUGCGAGCCCGGCCUGCCUUACUGCGCUGUCGUUGCCACCUCGCCGCCAUACGUGGAAUCAAGGCUCUGCGUAAAACUUUACCAAGACGAAUGUUACCCACUGUUCUGCAAUUCAACUAAAACGUGGAAAAUGACGUGUCCCUGCCGCGGAGACUUGUGCAACGGCCCCAACACCGACCGAGAGGAUGAAGCAUUCGAGAUCCUUGCAAAACUAGUCGCGAAAACACGAACUACCCGCAUCAAAAAGAGAACUGAGAUAAACACAGUAAAAUUCAUACCUUCAGGCGAUGAAAAAACUGUAAUCAUCACUAACAUAUCCGCCUUGGAAAGUAAUGAACUCAAUAAUGUACAAACAGGAGUAACAAAUGAUAAAAUAACACAAAUAAUGCUCGCGGACGAACCUGUCGUUAGUUUCCAAGAAAUUAAAGAAGACAAUAUCUUGUUAACAGACAUAACUUCAACUAGUGAUGACGCGGAUAUAAUAAGCACAGAAGCAGUGGCAGACAUAACAGACAUAACACAAGGAACGACAGAAAAAAUAACACCGAAACACGAAGCAAAUAUUCCCGAAGUAAAACAAAUUGAGAAGCGUAUUGAUGAAGUAGCUAAACCUAGUGAGCAGCUACCAACGGCAGAGGCUUUGCAACAAAACGCAAGCCCCAAAGCGGCUAGUGAAAAGACAACAACACCUACUUCAAGUAUUGAAACAACAAUUCUUACUACUACUGAUAUAGAUGGUGAAAUGACCACAGAAAGUGCUGUAACACCAAAAAACAACUCUAACAAAAUGCACCACUACUCCUUUGUAUGUUUAAGUGUAAUAGCAUAUACUUUUAAAUACAUAUAAAUCUAAUUUAUUAAUUUUAUUGUUGUACACGAAACAUUGAUCUCUGUUUUACUUUUACACUUUACGAAAGUCAUUAUUGGUAGAAUUGUGAUACUCACGUGAUAUUAGUUUAAUUAUUUCUUUAUUAUUGUCACACUGCUGUAUUUAUAAGAUCAAGUAUACAUUUUAAUAAAUGAAAUAAAAUAAA